This is a messenger RNA of Rhea pennata, 1257 nucleotides long. Its product is annotated as alpha-1-antitrypsin-like. The coding region runs from base 1 to 1257 and encodes 418 amino acids. The record is from RefSeq and is a predicted model, not a curated record. Gene Ontology annotation, biological process: negative regulation of endopeptidase activity. NCBI's taxonomy places the organism in Eukaryota, Metazoa, Chordata, Aves, Rheiformes, Rheidae. The transcript is spliced from 4 exons. Gene Ontology annotation, molecular function: serine-type endopeptidase inhibitor activity.
AUGAAGACCACAUUUUACAUGUGUUUGCUACUGGUUGGGCUUCAUGCUACUUCCCAUGGUCAGCUCCCUCCCAACCACAACGGACACGAUCCAAAUGAAUCCAAGCACCAUGCACAUCAUGCAGGUGAAGUGAUGACUUGCCUCAAACUAGUGCCAAACAAUGCUGACUUUGCAUUUCAAUUUUUUAAAGAGGUUACACUGGAGACACCUAACAAGAACAUUUUCUUCUCUCCUGUAAGCAUCUCCACCGCCUUUGCAAUGCUGGCCUUUAGUGCUAGAUCUGCCACUCAGACUCAGAUCCUGGAAGGACUUGCCUUUAACCUUACAGAGAUGCAUGAGAAAGAUAUACAUGAAGGCUUCCACCAUCUCAUCCACAUGCUGAGCCAUCCUGAGAGUGAGGUCCAGCUCGACGUAGGAAAUGUCAUGUUUCUGACAGAGAAGCUGAAACCACUAAAAAAGUUUUCAGAUGAUGCCAAAGCUCUGUAUCAAAUGGAUGUUUUUACUGCUGACUUCAACAAUCCUGCAGAGGCUGAGAAGCAAAUCAAUGAUUAUAUAGAGAGGAAAACACAUGGGAAAAUUACCAGUUUGGUCAAGGACAUAGAUCCACAGACCAUAAUGCUUCUGGCAAGCUUCAUUUUCUUUAAAGGCAAGUGGGAAAAGCCUUUUAAGCCAGAGCUCACUGAAGAAAGAGAGUUCUUUGUGGAUGAGGAAACAGCUGUGAAAGUCCCUAUGAUGCACCAAACAGGCAUAUUUGACUUCUAUUUCGAUGAGAAGCUGCCUUGCACCGUGGUACGGCUUCAUUACAAUGGGAGUGCUACAGUGUUCCUAGUUCUGCCAGAGAAGGGAAAAAUGGGGCAUCUAGAACAAACUCUGGUCAAGGAAAAUGUCCGUGAGUGGUCAGAAAAUCUCUUCCAGAGGAUGAUAAGCCUGUACUUGCCCAAAUUUUUUAUCUCUGGAAGCUAUGAGAUAAAGAACACCCUGAAGAAGAUGGGAAUUAUUGAUGUGUUCACUGACAAGGCAGAUCUGUCUGGCAUCACUGGAGCCCCAGAGCUGAAGGUUUCUAAAGUUGUCCAUAAGACCGAGCUGGAUGUUGAUGAGGGAGGUACUGAGGCGGCAGCAGCAACUGCUGCUGAAAUAAUGACCACUUCUCUUCCUCUGACCAUUGAAUUCAACCAUCCCUUCCUCAUGCUGAUUUUUGAUAGAGCUACAAACAGUACACUCUUCAUAGGAAAAAUAGUUAACCCCACUGAACAUUAG